Messenger RNA from Aureobasidium pullulans EXF-150, 486 nucleotides. RefSeq lists its product as uncharacterized. The record is from RefSeq and is a predicted model, not a curated record. The coding region runs from base 1 to 486 and encodes 161 amino acids. Lineage: Eukaryota; Fungi; Ascomycota; Dothideomycetes; Dothideales; Saccotheciaceae. The transcript has a single exon.
AUGGUAGCACUGAUGAACUGUCCGCUCCAUGAGAUCAAUAGAAUGAGCUCUAAAAUCGAUACCUUGAAUGAUCUACCAAUGCAUCAACAUCAUGUCGGUCCAAAGGAUAAUAUAUACAUCUCCAUCCAGGAGCAGGGUGAGGCUUACGACGGAAUCACUUGGCGUCCCGAUAUCGGAAUUCUCAAUGAACUUGCUCAUUUGCCCUCGCAACUCAACUUGAACAUUGUCCUCACCCCAAAGGACAAGAAUGCUAUCAAGAGCUUACCGUUCAAUGACGAGGCCGCUGCCGUAACGGCGCAGAGCUUCGCCGUCCAAAUUACUGGAUGGCGGCUUGUCGAUCAUGCUGGUCGGCCUUCGUUUGCCGCGGUCAGAGAUUCGAUUCCUAUCAAAUUGCUUUGUCCCUCAUCCUACACCCGUCAGACUCUCGAACGCGGAUUGCCCGGGCAAUUGAGGAUCAAGACGACCAACCUAGCCGAGUUUCCAUAA